GGUCAGCGUGGAGAAGCGGCCGAAGGGCAAGAAGGUGACCAUCAUCUCCAACAUCCAGGGCAGCGCCGCCUCCCUCCUGUCCUCCCUGAGCUCGCUGCUCGGCUGCGGGGGGACUAAGCGGCAGGAGGCGAGCGGCAUACACUGGACGGUGGAGAUCCAGGGUGACCAGACCGAACGGGUGUUGGCCGCCCUGACACAGUUGGGUUGCCUCAAGGGUGUGAAGAAAGAGAGCGACGAGAAGCAGGACAAGAAGCAAGUCGAGGUGGCUACCCGCCAGUGCGCCUACGACAAGUUCCUGAGGCGGGGCGACGAGGACCGAAAGGGCGAGUUGCUGGCUGAGUUUCGACAAGGCACGCUGCUGCCAGGGGCCGAGUGCAGCAAGUGGCACGGGGCUUGGCUGUACUGCCGGGGCAACUGCGAGCGCACAGACACGGGCGACGUGUGGGAGGAGGGCCUCUGCGGCGAGGA
Messenger RNA from Prorocentrum cordatum, 468 nucleotides. The record is from the annotation of a GenBank genome assembly. Lineage: Eukaryota; Dinophyceae; Prorocentrales; Prorocentraceae.